This is a messenger RNA of Nicotiana tabacum (common tobacco), 685 nucleotides long. Its product is annotated as DNA-binding protein S1FA. The record is from RefSeq and is a predicted model, not a curated record. Gene Ontology annotation, cellular component: nucleus. Gene Ontology annotation, molecular function: DNA binding. Lineage: Eukaryota; Viridiplantae; Streptophyta; Magnoliopsida; Solanales; Solanaceae. Gene Ontology annotation, biological process: regulation of DNA-templated transcription.
AUCAAAGGAAAAACAGAAAAAGCGAUGACCUUUUAGCAAAACAAUUCACCUACUGCAAUUUUAACAGUAAGAAUUCUGUUUUGCUACCUUGUCGAACUCUCUAGAAGCCAUGGAUUACGAAGGAGAUCCUCCUCCGUCUUUUGAUCCCAUGAAAAAUAUGACCAAAGAUGUUGAAGUUCAAGGAUUCAACCCAGGAUUGAUGGUCUUAAUUGUUGUUGGCGGGCUCUUACUGGCGUUCCUUGUUGGGAACUAUUUACUUUACAUGUAUGCACAGAAAACACUUCCUCCAAAGAAAAAGAAGCCAGUUUCCAAGAAGAAACUAAAGAGGGAGAGACUGAAGCAAGGUGUUUCAGCACCUGGUGAAUAGAUAUCUUGGACACACCUGUAUUCCCCUUGUUCCUUUUGAUAGAAGAUGUUCCUAGUCAGUAGAUGGUUGUACUUUAUAGUUUUACCAAUUUCCCACCAUCAUAGAUAGAACUUAACCAAAAGAUUCUGCUAUUUUUAUAGUGACUACCCAUUUCCCUAAUCUCUUCUAGAGAGAACUAUUGCUCUUCUUACCUUGCUGUUAUGUCCAAAUUUCUGGCUAGGUUAAUGCUUAGCGUUGCUUUCAUGGUUUUGUGAAAUUCCUUUAGCCCUUGAAAGAUAACAGUUGCAUUGAAAUAAAUGCUCACUGCUUAAAAGAAAA